Molecule: messenger RNA, 2064 nt
Organism: Vollenhovia emeryi
Lineage: Eukaryota; Metazoa; Arthropoda; Insecta; Hymenoptera; Formicidae
Gene: Gcat
Product: 2-amino-3-ketobutyrate coenzyme A ligase, mitochondrial
Exons: 7
Coding region: 494-1738 (414 amino acids)
Biological process (GO): biosynthetic process; L-threonine catabolic process
Molecular function (GO): pyridoxal phosphate binding; glycine C-acetyltransferase activity
Source: RefSeq, a predicted model, not a curated record
ACAAAACGGUUAGAUUGUAAAUUUAUAUCGCAAACAUGUUUUGCGAACAUAUUUAAUUUAAUAGUUAUGAAAAUUCGAUGGAGAUCCAUUGAAAGUCAAACAUACAUAUUAGAUGUUUCUACUCGCCUCGACAUUUCUCAAUUCCUCAAUAUAAUAUGUUUACACCACUUUUUUGAAUAGUUCAGUUAGCCGUAAGCGAUUCAUCGGACAAGAUUGCUGGUUGUACGAGACAACACAGGAAUAAAUAAUCCAAUCAAAAUUAACUUUCUCUGCGCGUUUGAACUGCACUCGAAGUGACUUUUUCACUCAAUCCGUUAUAGCGUAAACAGAAUUGCGUAAUAAUCAUUCCAAGGUAUACUUGGCGCGACAGAUAUAUGCUGCUAUCUGCAAAACCGGUUUGGCUACUUUAGGAUCACUCUCUGCCAUAUUAUCUUCUAAGAUCAGAUACCUGCCAGCAUCCAGGCUCAAAGCAGUAAACAAUUCUGCAUGUAACAUGUACAGAAAUUUCAAAAUUUUCAAAUCUCAAGAUGUCAAACGGAGUGUCGGCCGGACAACGAGCUCUUUAGUUGCUUGUAUCGAGUCUGAGCUAGCAGCCAUAGUCAAAGCUGGUACGUGGAAAAACGAGCGUAUAAUCGCCUCGCCUCAACGAACGAAGAUCACACUAUCAAAUGGGAAGAAGGCGCUCAAUUUCUGUGCCAAUAAUUACCUGGGCUUAGCAGAUAACAGGGAUGUUAUUAACGCGGCAAAGAUUGCGUUGGAUAAGUACGGUGCGGGUUUGAGUUCUGUGAGAUUUAUAUGCGGAACGCAAGAGAUACAUGUCGAAUUGGAGAGGAAGAUCGCCAAGUUCCAUGGCAGAGAGGAUACGAUACUCUAUGCGUCCUGCUUUGAUGCAAACGCUGGUAUUUUUGAAACUCUCUUAACCACCGACGACGCGGUGAUAAGCGAUGAGCUGAAUCACGCGUCUAUCAUCGACGGGAUACGAUUGUGCAAGGCGAAAAAAUACAGGUACAAACACAGAGAUAUGGCGGAUUUGGAGAGUAAACUCCAGGAGAGCAAAUCUGCACGUUUGCGUCUGAUCGCAACCGAUGGAGUAUUUUCCAUGGAUGGUACCGUUGCACCAUUAUCGAAGAUAAUCGAGCUUGCCAGGAAGUACGACGCUAUCACGUUCGUAGACGAUUGCCACGCUACUGGAUUCUUCGGUAAAACCGGCAGAGGUACAGAAGAGUAUUUCGAUCACCUGGGAGACAUUGACAUCAUUAACUCCACGUUAGGAAAGGCUCUUGGAGGAGCGGCGGGUGGUUACACGACCGGCAAGAAAGAAGUUGUAAGUCUGUUGAGACAAAGAGGCAGACCGUAUCUGUUUUCGAAUUCGAUACCUCCGCCUGUUGUUGCAUCAGCAAUUAAGGUGAUGGAUCUUAUAACAGACAGCACGAAGUUUUUGGAUCGCUUGGCAGGCAACACCGAGCAUUUCAGAAGUGCGAUGACCACGGCUGGCUUCACUAUCAGUGGCGAUAACCAUCCUAUCUGUCCUGUUAUGCUAGGUGACGCAAAAUUAGCAACAACAUUUGCAGAUAAAAUGAUGGAAAAAGGAAUUUACGUCAUUGGAUUCAGUUAUCCGGUGGUACCGAAAGAUAAGGCAAGAAUACGUGUUCAGAUUAGUGCGGCACACUCGGCCGAGGAUAUAGAUUGUGCCGUUGAUGCUUUCACACAAAUUGGAAAAGAACUUGCCGUGAUUUAAUAAAUACAUUUUCUGGCAAAGAGAAAUUUAUCUGUCUUAAAUAUGCACACUCUGUUUCAUUUAUAAUAAAUAAAUAAAUCGCAACUGUUAACUAUAUGUUAAAGCUGAUUUGCAUUAUAUAAAUUAAAUAUUGCAAGUAUGUGGUGCAUGCGAAUGUAACAUUGAAUUUAUUAACACGUGCAGUAACAAAUAUCUUAAUCGAGCUAUAUUAAAAGUGUUCUUUCCUUCCCUUUUAUACAAAUUUUCAACGCGCGAGGUUGUAAGUGUAUAAAACCUUGAAUUACAUGUAUAGUGUUAUAUUGUUAUUAAACAUUUAUUACAUGGAU